Messenger RNA from Pocillopora damicornis (cauliflower coral), 2466 nucleotides. RefSeq lists its product as uncharacterized. Lineage: Eukaryota; Metazoa; Cnidaria; Anthozoa; Scleractinia; Pocilloporidae. The record is from RefSeq and is a predicted model, not a curated record.
AUAUGUUGCGUCUAUGUUGAGUCCAUAGUUUGCAUACAACUCUGUCAGGAAGUAAUGGAAUUUCAGCGUCUCCUUCAUUCCUUACAAAGGCUAGAAUUUCUUACCACCAUCAGUAGUAGCAGCUAUGAAGCAAAGGCUUCCAGAUUUUUCAUUACUGAUUAGCUAUGCCAAGCUUCAAGCCAUUUGUCUCUGUGCAUGGGAUACUCUGGUUUAGCUGUUGCAAAUCACGGUUUGAAAUUAUAUCCAGACGGAAGACGAGACAUCAUGGACCGAACCACGCGCACUACUAGUGCGUCGAAAUGUAAAAGUUAAAAAAGAAACAGAGCAUUUCGGAUCACCGGAAAAAAUACAAGUUUGCCAAGUAAAUGAAUUUUCCGCAACCUCUAAGAGCGUCAGAUCUAAAGGUGAAAAUCAACCGCAAAAGGUGUCUACGUACAACAAUCCUUAUGGUAAAAAUGGCACAAAACUUGCCAAUAGAUACACGUUUAUUAAGUUUUGAUUCUUCUGUUUAAUUGCUAUGUAUACUUUAAACCCUCCACAAGCUUCGUUCGCAAGUGUUUGAUACUUCAUACCUCAGUGAACGACGAAAAACUCACCUGCUAGUUCUUAGGAGAUCGUAUCAGUUUUAGCAGGUAUCUCUUUGUAGAUAGAAGAUGAAAAAAUUGACAUGCUAAGGAAAACAUGUUUAAUUCAUAAAGUUGUGACACUUCCUGUAAUGUAGUGAAAGCAAAAUCAGAGAGCACGCGCUCCCUUGGGUUCUCAACCGUGAACAAGAAAUCCUUGGAAUCCAUUUCUCCGUAAUUUCACCUCGGACCCUCGGGUUUCGAAGAUUUCAAGAUGAGGAAAAGCGUUCUUUUGAUCCUUCUUGUGUUGAUCGCAAUUUGUGCGGCUAAAUCGUCCACGAACAAGAAACACAAGGAUGAGAAAAGCAAAAAACUUAAAGUAACCGACACUAAGAAACACAAGGACGAACCGAAAAAACACAAGACUAAGAACGAGCAUAAAGACAGCAGCAAGAAACAUCUUAAAGAUGCCAAGAAAAAACAAGACUUGAAGAAAAAAGAUGAAAAACCAAAGAUUUCGGAAGAUAAGGCCAUCAAUAAGACGGCAAAUAACAAGACCGAAAUUGUAGAAAAGAAAGAAAACAGCACCAAAGCAAUCCUCUCACAAAACCCACCUGCCGAUUGCCAGAAUAUCAUAGACGAUUAUUCCAAAGGAAAAUUGCUAAUGUACGAGUACAAAAUUCAGAUCAACCGGUGCAUGAAUAAAGCUAAGAGUGAUGCAGACGGCACAGCUGAUGCUGACGCAAAAUCAGCACUGUUGCGUCCGGACAGUGAACCGACAGAAGACACUGACACGGAUCAAGCUGUCAAUGUGAGACCUUACAGCACCGAAGAACAAAAAGAGGACUUUGACGAAGACUCUGACACAGGUCAUAGCGAUUUUAGCGCGCAUGAUAACGAUAACGACGAUGAUUACAAUGAUGAUGAUGAUAAAAGUGACGAUUACGACGAACCGGAAGAAAACGCAGCUAAAAAGAUGCAAGUCCCUGCAACUUCUGGUUACCAAGUUCCUGAUAUGACAGUCCAGAAUUACAACAUGCCAGCUCAACAGCCAGAAAUGCCAGCGCAACAAGCCGCCUUUUACUACCCCAAUACGGCCCAGACUCCAUAUAACGGAGCACCAGUUCAGAAUCCAGUUCCCGACCAGACUCAAGCAGCUUUCGCUCCAAAUCCUACGAACCAGUACCCAGCCAAUCCUGCUCCUUUCCAUUCCGCAGAUCCAAAUAUGGCCAUGAAUGCUAUGGCCAAGAACACCAUACCAGACGCUGAGACACAGAUACAGCAGCCCCCAGCAUCUCAAGCAAAUGCAGUGUUCGAUCAAUGGCGAGCCAGCAGUUUUGGUGCAGCAGCUGCUACCAAGAAGGACGAAACACCUAACGCUCCAGAAGCUCCCGGCAAUGACCAAUUCGCAGAGUUUAUGAAGAUGCAAGCUUCCACUGGUAACGUAGCGGAGGCAUCACCUAUAAGCCAGCAAGCAGCUAUUCCAGCGGCCAUGCAACAAAGAAGUGACGUUCCACAGCAGCCAAAUGUGUUUCCCGCGCAGGUGCAGUUACCCAACACUGUCCCUGGCCCAAGCCAAGCCUUUUACAUGCAACCUGAAGAGCAUGGUGAUUUCCCUGAAAACCCAUGAGAGAAAAAGUACUCGGUUUUGAUAUGAUCACUUUUGAGGGUAAUAACGUAAUAACCUCACUCACUAUGUGGAGCUCUGAAGGGUGAAAAACUUUUCUUAUUUGGAGGGGAAACAGCACAAUUUCCUAAAAAGGAGUUUCAGUAAGACGUGAUUAUUCUCAUGCAGUGACCCACAUGGAACCUUUCACCUCUUGCUCACGAUAUCAAGUAAAUGUUGGUGGGCAGAAUGGGGCAGAUAACAACAACGAAAUAAAAGUGUCCUCUUUCUAACACG